Molecule: messenger RNA, 1060 nt
Organism: Xiphias gladius (swordfish)
Lineage: Eukaryota; Metazoa; Chordata; Actinopteri; Istiophoriformes; Xiphiidae
Product: CD82 antigen
Exons: 8
Coding region: 35-1060 (341 amino acids)
Cellular component (GO): membrane
Source: RefSeq, a predicted model, not a curated record
GAAUCUGCUGCUUGUCAGUGUUGAGUGAAGAGCGAUGAAGCUGGAGCUGAAGAUUCAGUUGCUGAAGUUCUGCUCUGCAGUUUUUAACGCCAUCUACCUGGUUCUAGGUCUCAGUGUAGCCGGCUGUGCCGUCUGGAUCCUGUUUGGCGAAGGAAGCUUCCUGACCGUCCUUUCCUCCGUGGAGUUGCGUACGGUGGCGGUGGGGCUGUUGAUGAUUGGUGGAGUGGUGCUAGUGGUCAGUGUUGCUGGGUGUGUAGGAGCUGAUGGAGAGCACAGGUUCCUGCUGCUGAUUUACCUGGGCUUUCUCAUCAUUCUGGUCCUGGGGCAGCUGUUCAUCACACUGUUGCUGCUCAUUAACAGAAACAAGAUUGAACAGAGUCUGGAUGCAGCAGUGGCUCAGAUCAUCCUUCAGUAUGGAGCCAGCAGUAACACUCAGGACACACUGAUGGACAAUGUGCAACACUAUGGGGAGUGUUGUGGCAGGACGGGGCCUGCUGAUUGGCUGAAGAACUCUUAUGUCCACAGCCUGAACCUGACGGGUCCAGACGUUCUUCCCUGUUCCUGUUUCAGGUCGUAUCGUCGCAGCUUCAACUCGUCCUGGUGCUCCGAGCUGCUGAACUUUACCGAGCCGUUGUACGGACGAGGAAACGGCUCGUAUGUUCAGGGCUGUAAACACACGCUCAGUGUUUGGCUGCAGGAGAACGCUCUGACCCUCGUCAGCAUGGACGUCGGCCUCCUGCUGAUCCAGUUGGUUCAGUUUGUGGUAAUGGUCUACCUGUAUCGUGCCCUGGGAAGGAAAGCCUCCGUGAAAGGAUCCAAUCAGCUGGCUGACCCUGACCACACCCCUCUGGACCACGCCCCUAUAGAAGACCUUGACCAGGGGGGACAGAACUACGCCUACAUGGACUUUGAUGGUGGUACAGACCCCAACGACCCCUCACAUUACCAUGACAAUGCAAGUCUUGUAAAACCGUCCCACAGGGUUUAUCACCAUGACAACCAGAACCACAACCAGGUGUACCUGGAGCCAGCUCAGGGCUACCAGCAGACUUCAAACUAA